Messenger RNA from Myotis davidii, 2352 nucleotides. It is a transcript of the gene MOBP, whose product is annotated as myelin-associated oligodendrocyte basic protein. Lineage: Eukaryota; Metazoa; Chordata; Mammalia; Chiroptera; Vespertilionidae. Gene Ontology annotation, molecular function: myosin binding; actin binding. The transcript has 5 exons. Bases 299 to 814 code for a protein of 171 amino acids. Gene Ontology annotation, cellular component: cortical actin cytoskeleton. The record is from RefSeq and is a predicted model, not a curated record.
UGAAACUUUGUGGGCCUUUUUGUAGUCUUUGUGUAGCUUUUGUUUUUAAGUGAAUCUUGGCUGAGAACCCAUCAAAAACACCUUGUGUAAUGAAAAACCCGGAUAUAUAAUCCCUCCCUAUAUAUUCCGCAUGCAUUGAGCAGCCUCAUCCUCUCAGGCGCCUGGUACAGACGAGGAACCUGUUUCACACAACUGCUACUUGAAGGAAAAGAAAAAAAAAAGAAGAAGCAAAUGAUACCAAGACAAACUCAUAACAGAGACCUACCCACCAGAUGUGUACGGAUGAAAAUACAGUGAGAUGAGUCAGAAAACGGGUAAGGAGGGUCCCAGACUCUCCAAGAACCAGAAGUUUUCUGAGCAGUUCAGCAUACGUUGCUGCCCGCCAUUCACCUUCCUCAACUCCAAACGUGAGAUUGUGGACCGGAAGUACAGCAUCUGCAAAAGUGGCUGCUUCUACCAGAAGAAAGAAGAGGACUGGAUCUGCUGUGCCUGCCAGAGGACCAGAACCAGGCGCCGUGCAACGUCCCCCCAGAGGCCCAAGAUUCAGCCAGCUGCACCCCCCGCGGUGGUCAGAGCACCAGCCAAGCCACGGUCCCCUCCGAGGUCUGAGCCACGGUCCCCUCCAAGGACUGAGCGUCAGCCACGACCCCGUCCAGAGGUCCGACCACCACCAGCCAAGCAGCGUCCCCCUCAGAAGUCCAAGCAGCCGCCACGCAGCAGCCCCAUCAGAGGGCCAGGCACCAGCCGUGGGGGGUCCCCCAUCAAAGCUUCUAGAUUGAGAAGGAGGAGCAAGCCAACCCCAAGGAAGAAGUAACCAAAGAGGAGUUUCAAGUGAAUGGAUGGCCUCAGCUCCUGGACACACUGCUGCCUGACCCACAUGCCCUUGGGCAAGCUCGCCGGUUCCGAAUAUGAUGCAGAGGCAGACACCUGCUGAUGCCCAAGGUCUCCAUGGCAGGAGGGCCAACGGGCAGCCUGCCUGGAGGUGAGAGGGGCAUCUCUGUGUUAUGCUCCAGUCGGUGGGUCCCAGCAGCACCCCACGGGCUCCAGAACUCAGGGCAUGGCUCACCUUUGGUCUCACCCGCAGUCCUUUCUCCCCCCGGAUGUGCCAGGCCCCCAGGGUCUUUGGAUCAGGAUGGUUAAGUGCCAGCCCAUGUGUUAACCUCUACCCACUAUUCCUUUCUGUCCCUGGCAUCCUGUUGCAGAUCCUUGAUCCUGUUUAGAUCCUUGAUCUUCUUUGUAGUGAGCUCCCUGUACUAGCCCACAGUCAGAGGCAGUUUGCUCUGGGGAAGAUCCGCAUUCUUCUCAGAGUACGAUAAUAGGCUCUCAAAUAAUCUAGAGAUGCACAGAUAUUCCCAGGGAGAGUCGGAGGGGUCUACAUCCACAUGGAGCCAAUGUACUGUGUCAGAAGCUAAGAGAAAAGGCCCGAGAAAGCAGCCCCUGCCACUCCUCAAGCCCCUGUCUCCAGCCUCACGGAGGAAUUUGUGAAUGUCUCCUCCUCAUCCCAGCCCGAGUGAGAAAAAAUACUGUAAGGCACCGCUUUUGAGCUUGUCAGCCCAUCUGGAUGGUCUCAACUCCAGAAUUCAUCGCUUUGCAAAUUGUGCCACUUUGAGCAGGUUAUUGCCCUCAACCAUGAUGCCCUGCUCCCAUCCCCUCUUCUGGGGAGUCCUGGAAACCAGGCUGCUAAGAUGGACCCUCCUUGUAAAGCAGGAAAUACUGUUUUCCCACCUCCUCACUUCCCUGAGUGGGCAGAUGGCCCCUGGGCACUUUCACGAGACCAGAAGGUGUGCUCAGAGAGUUGCUAUAGCAAUAAUGCCCAGUUCCUGGGCAGGAUUGAGGCCUGGUCCCUCCAUGCUCUCCCUAGCUGGACCCCUUCACAUUUCUCUCUGAUACUGUAGUGGGAUCAGGAGAAAAAAAAGAGCUUGGCUUUGGGAGAGGAGAAUUAAGUGGGUGGAGGGGUGAGUUAGGGGAAGUUAAGCAGCCCAAGACUUCUCUUCCUGUGUAAGAGGCCAUACAGGGUUUGCUGGGCGCGGGGAGGGGGAGGGAAGAGACUUGUCCAAUCAUAAUGGUGCAGGAUUGUGGUUGAAUGCCCAUCUCUGCUCUCUGUUUUACUCCCACUACCUGUAGCCCUAGACUGUUGGGAAGGACUUUGGUGUCAGUAUGGGCUCUCUAUCACCACCAUAGGAAUUAACUCUUCCCCGCCCCCAUCUACCCUAGUUCCACCACACCCCCUACACACAUACACAUACUAUAGGGAGGGAGUGUGUCCACAGGUUAAAUGAAGGACUCUCAGGUCACCUUGUAGAUUGGUGUGUGUGUGUGUGUGUGUGUGUGUGUGUGUGUGUGUGUGUGUGA